Cyclocybe aegerita is the source of this 885-nucleotide messenger RNA. The record is from the annotation of a GenBank genome assembly. NCBI's taxonomy places the organism in Eukaryota, Fungi, Basidiomycota, Agaricomycetes, Agaricales, Hemipholiotaceae.
AUGGACCAGGAUCGCAGCCUGCAAGAGCAACGCCAGAACGCACCCCGCGUCGAGCUCGCGUAUCCAACUCAGGCAGUCACUACGUUCUCGCGUUCACCCUCGCCAACGCUUGGACUCGCACGCACAGGCCACCCGGAAACCAUCCUGGUUAACCCAGCAGUGACGACAACCACGACCACCGCCAACACGUCCACAAUGCCAGGUCGGUCGACAGGGUACAACUCUUCCGACGUGUCCGAGAAGACGGAGAAGGAGAACUACGAUGGCGAGACGCUGUCGAACUCUGGACAUCCCCUACCACCCGUGCCACAGCGCGAGAUGUCUCGCAGUCCGGGUCCGGGAGGGAUGCUGCAUCCACCACACAGGCCACCAACUCGACGACAGCUCAGUGGAGAUCAUCGCGCUUCUACGUUGGGACCGCGUUCAGGGAUCGACUGGAUCGUCCCGCUAGAUGAUAAGCCUGUGCGGGAGAAGACGACUGGAGAGAGGUUGGAGCCAACACUGGCACACGCCAUCUCUGAGAAGGACAAAUACGCGCUGAAGGCGCGUGUAACGGGAUACGCCCUCAACAUCGCCAUUGGUCUGCAGGUGUUGCUGGGGGCUCUAACGACAGGGUUGUCUGUUGUCACGACAGGGAAACAGACCUCUAUUAUGACCGCUAUCCUUGGCGGCCUUUCGACAAUUGUUGCAUCCUACCUCGCCCGUGCACGUGGAUCCAACGAGCCAGAACUAUCCAUCACACGCGUCAAGGAUCUCGAACAGUUCAUACGCGAAUGCCGUGCCUUCCAAAUGGACCAUGGACACCAGUUCGGCGAUAAGUUCGACGAUGAUAUACGAGGGUUAAGGUAUCGCUUCGAGGAGCUCCUUGGGAACGCGAACGGGUGA